Candoia aspera is the source of this 1866-nucleotide messenger RNA. RefSeq names its product zinc finger protein ZFP2-like. Bases 1 to 1866 code for a protein of 621 amino acids. Gene Ontology annotation, biological process: regulation of transcription by RNA polymerase II. Gene Ontology annotation, molecular function: RNA polymerase II cis-regulatory region sequence-specific DNA binding; DNA-binding transcription factor activity, RNA polymerase II-specific. Gene Ontology annotation, cellular component: nucleus. The record is from RefSeq and is a predicted model, not a curated record. Lineage: Eukaryota; Metazoa; Chordata; Lepidosauria; Squamata; Candoiidae. The transcript is spliced from 3 exons.
AUGCAUUUUUUCUCUCAAGCAGGAGAUGAGCAGGAAAACGAGCCCAAUGUGGGAAAAGAGAAAUUUGGAAGCCGUUGGGGAUCAGAAACACCCAAGGAAGCCCACUCCAGAUGUCAGAGGGAGAAAUUGUCCACUUCUCACCCUGCAGAGCUCCACGAAUUCCAGACGGAACCAGAUCACGUAGGAAACACAGAGGGGAACGGCCUUCCACAUGGGACUACGCUCAGAUAUAAAUCUGACUUAAAUGUUGACUGUGGAAUUGAGAGCAAAGACAGCCAAGAUGAACUGAGAAAGCACAGAACAUUUUUCAGCCAAAGUGUUCCCGAUCCUUUACGUCAACAAAUCCACACGGGGGAGAAACCGUGUAAAUGCAUGCAGUGUGGAAAGGACUUCAAACGUCGCAGUUCCCUUAGUUUGCAUAAAAGGACCCACAUGGGGGAGAAACCAUACAAAUGUAUGGAGUGCGGGAAGAGUUUCAGUCAGAGCAGCUCCCUAGCUGUGCAUAAAAAGAUCCACAUCGCAGAGAAAUUAUAUAAAUGCUCGGAGUGUGGAAAGAGCUGCAGUUCAAGCAGCUCCCUGACCUUCCAUAAAAGGAUCCAUGCCGGAGAGAAACCCUAUCAAUGCGUGGAGUGUGGGAAGAGCUUCAGCCACUGCAGUAGCCUUACCUUCCAUAAGCGGACCCACAAAGGGGAGAAACCCUAUCAAUGCGUGGAGUGUGGGAAGAGCUUCAGCAAAAGCAGCAGUGUUACUUCCCAUAAAAGGAUCCAUACAGGGGAGAAACCAUAUGAAUGCAUAGAAUGUGGAAAGAGCUUCAGGAUGAGCAGUCACCUGACUUCCCAUAAAAGGAUUCACACUGGGGAAAAACCAUAUAAAUGUUUCGAGUGUGGAAAGAGCUAUAGCCAGAGCAGUUCCCUAACUUUGCAUAAAAGGAUCCACACUGGAGAAAAACCCUAUAAAUGCUCCGAGUGUGGAAAGAACUUCCGUGAAAACAUGUCCCUUACCAGACAUAAAAGGAUUCAUACAGGGGAGAAACCAUAUAUAUGUUUGGAGUGUGGAAAGAAAUUCAGCCAAAGCAGUUCCCUUACUUUCCAUAAAAGGGUUCACACAGGGGAGAAACCAUAUAAAUGCAUGGAGUGCGGGAAGACUUUCAGUCAGAGCAGUUCCCUAGCUGUGCAUAAAAAGAUCCAUACAAGGGAGGAACCCUAUAAAUGCCUGGAGCGUGGCAAGAGCUUCAGCGAUAGGAAUUCCAUUAUAUCCCAUAAAAUGCUCCACCUGGAGAACCUGUAUAAGUGCAGGGGGUGUGGAAAGAGCUUCCCUGACAGCAAUUCUCUUGUCUCCCAUAAAAGGAUCCACAUCACAGAGAAAUUACACAGUUCUGGGCUUUGGAGAAGGAGGGAGAAAGCCUCACAAAUGGCCAGCAGCUUCCAGCGUGAGCUGCUGAACAUGCGCCGGAAGCACCUGCAGACUCUCCAGGGGCGCUUCCAGCACGUGCUCGGCAGGCACGUUGGAAGCUGCUGGCCGUUCAUGAGGCUUUCUCCCUCCUCCUGCAAAGCCUUUGUCCUGAAAAGCCCCAGAGCCGCAGUGCAGCGCGAAGGGGUGUGUGUGCAAGCGGAGGAGGAAGGAGGGUGCUGGUGGGUGCAAGAACUGAUGCUGUACUUUGGGGAAGACUCCAAGGGAGUUGGUUUCUCUGCAGAGGGGGCGGCAGAGCAGGCCUUUUCUCCCUUUGCCCCAGCCCCAGGAGCACAUGGGAUCAAGAUGGCAGAGAUGAGACAUGCCAGAGGCUGGUGCCACUAUCCUUUUAAGGGCGUCACAAAGAGGGUCUGGGGGCUGGAGGCAGCCAACAGGAAAUUACUCACUGUGCAGUAA